Vigna radiata var. radiata (mung bean) is the source of this 3565-nucleotide messenger RNA. Its product is annotated as probably inactive leucine-rich repeat receptor-like protein kinase At2g25790. Gene Ontology annotation, molecular function: ATP binding; protein binding; protein kinase activity. The transcript has 3 exons. The record is from RefSeq and is a predicted model, not a curated record. NCBI's taxonomy places the organism in Eukaryota, Viridiplantae, Streptophyta, Magnoliopsida, Fabales, Fabaceae. The coding region runs from base 268 to 3192 and encodes 974 amino acids. Gene Ontology annotation, cellular component: plasma membrane. Gene Ontology annotation, biological process: protein phosphorylation; hormone-mediated signaling pathway.
CACAUCCUUCUCUCUCACGUCCAACCCAUCCUCUUCAAAUAGUAUUUCCAAGAAUAUUUCAUCAUCCCUCUCUCCCUUUCUUUACUUACUUCAAAUCCAAUUCUUCUCUAUCCUCAAUUCAUUUUGACUCCGAGCAUCAUCGUCAGCAGAAACUAAGUACUCCUCCAAUAAUGAUGGUUAGCUUGGGAUCCGAGGAGAUAAAUCCAAGGCAGAAGAUAGAACACUGAAUUGCUUCACAAAAAAAUAAAACUCAUCAGGAAGCUAGACAUGGCCAAAGGAUCUUCAGAGACAAAAUCCAUGACAUUUAUAUGCCUCUUCUUGUUCAUGCUCAACUUCCACUCAUCCCACGGAGAUCCAAAAGAGGUUCAGCUUUUAUUAUCCUUCAAAGCUUCCAUCGAUGACCCGCUUCACUUUCUUUCCAACUGGGAAACUUCCUCUGCCACUUUAUGCAGGUGGCAUGGCAUCACCUGCGACAACAACGUUAACUCUUCCCACGUUAACGCUGUGGUGCUCUCGGGAAAAAACAUGACCGGCCAGGUCUCCUCUAUUUUUCAACUUCCAUACGUCGCAAACAUCGACCUUUCCAAUAAUCAGUUUGUUGGGGAAAUCACUUUUAACUACUCUUUCAAUUCUCUGUCUCUACUUCGUUACCUUAACCUCAGCAACAACAACUUCACUGGUUCUUUGCCUCAACCAUUGUUUUCCGUGCUUUUCUCAAACCUUGAAACUCUGGAUCUCUCCAACAACAUGUUUUCAGGGAACAUACCUCACCAAAUUGGAUUGCUUUCCAGCCUAAGGUAUCUUGAUCUUGGAGGAAACCUUUUGGUAGGAAAGAUUCCGAAUUCCGUCACCAACAUGACCACUUUGCAGUACCUUACGUUGGCUUCAAACCAGUUAGUGGAUAAGAUACCAGAAGAAAUUGGCCAGAUGAAGAGCUUGAAGUGGAUUUACUUGGGCUACAACAACCUUUCAGGUGAGAUACCAAUUAGCAUUGGAGAGUUACUCUCUUUGAAUCAUCUCGACCUUGUCUACAACAACCUCACUGGACCUAUUCCUCAAUCUCUCGGACACCUCACUGAGCUUCAAUAUCUCUUUCUUUAUCAAAACAAACUGAGUGGUCCAAUUCCCCAAUCCAUUUUCGAACUGAAAAGGCUCAUUUCACUCGAUCUAAGUGAUAAUUCUCUUUCGGGUUUGAUUUCUGAGCGCGUGGUUCAGCUUCAGAGGCUGGAGAUUCUCCACCUUUUCUCAAACAAUUUCACUGGGAAGAUUCCAAAGGGUGUUGCAUUUUUGCCUCGGCUCCAGGUCCUUCAGCUAUGGUCAAAUGGAUUAAUAGGUGAGAUUCCUGAGGAGCUUGGAAAACAUAGCAACCUCACUGUGUUGGACCUCUCCACCAACAACCUCGCAGGGAAGAUUCCAGAUAACAUAUGCCACUCAGGUAGUCUUUUCAAGCUGAUCCUCUUCUCCAACUAUUUCGAAGGAGAAAUCCCAAAGAGCUUAACCUCUUGCAGAAGCCUUCGCCGAGUGAGACUACAAAACAACAAGUUCUCGGGGAAAUUACCACCGGAAUUAACCACACUGCCUCAGGUAUACUUCUUGGAUAUCUCUGGAAACCAACUUUCUGGAAGGAUCAAUGACAGAAAAUGGAACAUGCCGUCGCUUCAAAUGCUCAGUUUGGCCAACAACAACUUCUCAGGAGAACUUCCUACCUCUUUCGGGACACAAAUUCUGGAGGACCUGGACUUAUCAAACAACCAAUUAUCAGGUUCUAUUCAUCUAGAUUAUAAAAGCCUAUCAGAGCUGGUGGAAUUGAAGCUCAGCUAUAACAAACUCUUUGGUAACAUUCCAGAAGAAAUUUGCUCGUGCAAGAAGCUUGUGGCCUUAGAUUUGAGUCACAACCAGCUCAGUGGUGAAAUACCGAUGAAAUUCUCGGAGAUGCCGGUUCUCGGCCUCCUUGACCUGUCAGAAAACCAAUUCUCCGGCGAGAUUCCGCAGGAUUUGGGAAGCACCGAGUCUCUCGUUCAGAUCAACAUUUCACACAACCAUUUUCGUGGAAGUUUACCUUCUACCGGUGCUUUCCUCGCCAUCAACGCCAGUGCAGUCACCGGCAACAACCUUUGUGACCGUGAUGAUGACUCUUCAAGCGGGUUGCCACUGUGCAAAAGCAAUAACCAGAACCCAACUUGGCUCUUCAUCAUGCUGUGUUUUCUACUAACACUGGUUGCGUUCGCAGCAGCUUCUUUACUCGUCUUUUAUGUUAAGAGAAAGAGCUUCUCGGAAGUGCGAAAAGUGGAAAACCAAGACGGAACCUGGGAAGUGCAGUUCUUUUGUGCCAAAGCAGCGAGGUUGAUGAAGGUAGAUAACGUUUUCUCUACGGUUAAAGAGGGAAGAGUUGUGUCCAAAGGAAGGAACUGGGUUUCCUACGAAGGGAAGUGCAUGGAGAACGGCAUGCAGUUCACGGUGAUGGAAAUCAGUGAGUUGAAUUCUCUUUCGACGAGUAUGUGGGAAGAAACAGUGAAGGGUGGAAAGGUUCGUCACCCCAAUAUCUUCAAUCUUGUUGGGACGUGUAGGUGUGGGAAGAGAGGAUACUUGGUGUACGAACACGGGGAGGGUAAGAAACUAAGCGAGAUUGUGAACAGUUUGAGUUGGAAACAGCGUUGCAAGAUUGCUGUUGGCGUUGCAAAAGCGAUUAAAUUCCUGCAUUCUCACGCUUCAUCCAUGGUUUUGGUGGGAGAGGUUGCAAGGGAGACAGUUAGGGUCGACAUGAAAGGUGUCCCUCGCCUUAAGGUCACCCCUCCCAUAAUGACAUGUUUGGAUGUCAAGGGUAUCACUUCUUCGACAUACCUUACCCAAGAGGCAAGAGAAAGGAAAAAUGUGACAGAGAAGAGUGAGAUAUAUGGGUUGGGAGUUAUGCUGAUCGAACUAUUGACGGGAAGGAGCGGCAUAGACAUAGAAGCAGGAAAUGGCAUGCACAAGAGUAUUGUGGAGUGGGCCCGAUAUUGCUACUCUGAUUGUCAUGUUGACACGUGGAUUGAUCCUGUGAUGAAAGGUGGAGAUGCAUUGAGGUAUGAGAAGGACAUGGUUGAGAUGAUGAAUCUAGCGCUGCACUGUACCACAACCGAUCCGACUGCAAGGCCAUGCGCAAGAGAUGUAGUGAAAGCCCUAGAGAGUUUUCAGAGAACUAGUUUUUGUUGAGUUUCAGCGCUGAAAACAUGACAACUCAACUUUCAUGAGCAUUCCUCUGACCUAUGGUUAUAGAUUUUAUGUAGUCUUGUUUGAGUUUUCACUUUUUGCCUUUUUUUUUUUUUUGUUUUAAUCCUUAAUUUGUCGAAGGUUUGUAGUUUAGCAGAAGUUGUUGAAGAAGGGAUUGCUAGGGAAAUGUUUGGUUGAUAUUAUAAGGGCAUGCUUGACAUAGUGCUGAUGAGUGUAAAAGUAAAAGUAAAUGUAAAUAAAUUGAAUGUGAUUAAUAAAUUAAUCAUAUGAAAGCAAUGCAACAUCUUUGUAUAUUUCCCAACAGCUGGAUCUCUCUUUUAUUCUUCCACUUCUUGUUAACCCCAUGAACUGUUUA